Messenger RNA from Doryrhamphus excisus (bluestripe pipefish), 7204 nucleotides. RefSeq lists its product as uncharacterized. Gene Ontology annotation, molecular function: actin filament binding. Gene Ontology annotation, biological process: nuclear migration. NCBI's taxonomy places the organism in Eukaryota, Metazoa, Chordata, Actinopteri, Syngnathiformes, Syngnathidae. The record is from RefSeq and is a predicted model, not a curated record. Gene Ontology annotation, cellular component: nuclear outer membrane; cytoplasm; meiotic nuclear membrane microtubule tethering complex.
CUACGGGUUUGUGACGUCACCAUCGCCACAUUUACUGUGGGCUCGUUUCUGGGGUGGUGGGUGGUGCCUGUGGGAACCAUCCCACACCGGAAGUAGCCACCAGGUGCAGUCCGUCAUCUUCCUGGACGACACGAGCGCGUCUCCACACAGCUGGAGAACACCAACAAAUACUCAUAGGUGUAUUCCAUACAUGGACGGACGUCAAUAUAGACUAAGAUAGAGACGCUUUGAUUUGACGUCAUGGCUGCCUUUCGCUGAGUGGAGGCUUCCCGCCAUCUCAUAGGACGCUAGUCUUGCUCGCUGGUGGACUUCUACAGAGGCACCUUCCUUCCUUCCCUACUUCCUUCCUUCCACUCCAUCUGAUGGCCCGACACCGAUGGAAGGACUGGUUCGAACGGGAGGAAUUGAUCGGCCAGAUUAGCGACAUGCGAGUCCAGAAUCUCCAAGUAGAGAGAGAGGUGGUUCAGAAGAGGACGUUUACACGAUGGAUAAAUCUUCAUUUACAGAAGUGUGAUCAACCCUGUGAAGUCCAAGACCUGUUCCAAGAGAUCCAGGAUGGAUGGAUUCUCAUGGCUCUUCUGGAGGAACUGUCUGGCUGCAAGCUGCUUCAUGGCUUCAAGAAGUCCUCCCAUCGUAUCUUCAGACUCAACAACAUCGCCAAGGUCUUGUCUUUCCUCGAGGAGAGAAACGUAAAGCUUGUCAGUAUCGAUGCUGCUGAUGUUGCUGAUGGAAACUCUUCCAUCAUUCUGGGACUCAUCUGGAACAUCAUCCUCUUCUUUCAGAUAAAGGAACUGACUGGCAACAUCAGGAGUCAGUUCCCAUCCAGCUCCAGCCUGUCAUCCAUACCCACCAGCUCGGAGCCAUUGAACUGCAGCGUAGCGUUGCCGGGCACAGCGAUGGCGCCCACAAGCACGAGAGAGCACAACAAGGCCAUCACAAAGCUGCUGCAGUGGGUGCAGAAGAGAACACGCAGGUAUGGCGUGGCAGUCCAGGACUUUGGGAAGAGCUGGACAAGCGGUCUCGCCUUCCUUGCUGUCAUCAAGUCUAUCGACACCAGCCUGGUGGACAUGCGGAAGGCGUUGCUGAGGAACGCCAGGGAAAAUCUGGAGGAUGCCUUCAGGAUCGCCCACUACAGCCUGGGUAUCCCACGCCUCCUUGAGCCUGAAGAUGUGAUGAGCAGUGCACCAGACGAACAAUCCAUCAUGACGUACGUGUCCCAGUUCCUUCAGCACUUCCCAGGCACAGAGGAGCAGAGAGAGCCUUACCCGCUCAUGGAAAGGAGCAUCUCUUUGGGUCGACUCAACUUCCGUGACGCGGACCCCCAUCAUCUGGCGACGAGCCGAGAGAAGGAGCGAUGCUUCAGGAUACAGAAGGACUGUGCACAACGUACACCCAAAAUCUUCUUUUCCUCCGUGUCAGAGGACAGAGUGGGGGCGUCACCCACCAUCAGAACAGCCAUAAGUCGCACUUGGUUUAGUGAAGACCUAGUGGCUGAUUCCCCCUUCAUGGACGUGAAGGAAGCCUCAGAAGAUGUGGAGCUUGCUGACACUCCCUUUGCUACUGACUCUUCUUUGACUCCUGAAUCGUUCAUGAUGGAUUCUGCUAUUAACUCCCCAGAUUCCUGGCUGGAGAAUGAGGAUCAGGGCGUCGGUGAGAAAUUGAGUGCGAGCCAGAGUGACAGUUCAUUGUAUGAUUGCGCAACACCUUGGGAGGUCUACCGUGCUUCUCCUGAUGAUGGAGCUUUAGUCCACAUUGCGGAUAAAGUACCAGAUGAGCCGUCAUUGGCUGAGUCUUCCAUUGAUGAAGGACUUUUCUCACUCGGCUCUUUCAGCAGUGUGCAGGAGCAAAUGCUGGGAAUCAGAGAGGAGGAGGAUGUGGAGAACCACCAAGACUUUCCACAGAAACCGGUAGAAGAACCUGAAUUGGAAAAUAAAGACAAAGAAGCAGAUCAUCUGCACGAGCAGACAGAUGCUACUGAUUCUCACAAAGAGGAACACACAGCGUUAUCCUGUGGAGGUGAACAUCAGACACAAAGUCCUGCUGUUGACCAAUCCCAGGACUUGGCCACACCUGAACCAUCAGCCAAACAAGUUGUGGAGAUGUGCAGCCCUUGUAGAGAAGAACUAGCUGAUGAUCAGGGUGGAAAGGAAAUGGGAAGAGACUCUAAUGAUUUACUCCAAGAUGAAGCAGAGAAACCGCCACUUUCUGCAGAUCCACAGGAAGUAGAUGGACCUCCAGAAGAAGUCACGGAGCCGUGUUGUGUUCCACCAGGCUCUGAUGUGAAGCAAACCUCGGACAAUGUGAGCGAUUCCCACGUUAGUGAAGGCAGUCUGGCUGAGGAGGGGUGCGAGGAAGAUGAAUGUAAGAGCACAGAAGAGAAGACGCAGGAGACAGGAAGUGAGGAGGUGUCCACAGGAAGACAAAAUGACCACCUGGAUCAGAUGAGCUUAGAUGGACACUCAAUUCCAACUUCACCAGAUGUUGUCACGGAUGUCAUGUGUGCACCUCUCCAUGACCUCCAGCGGGAAGCACAGGACAGGACGACAGGACCUUCAGAAGCAUCUGACACGGCUAGGAAAAUGGAAGUGUCUUCCACCGAGGAUGCGGCUUGCGACUUUAUGGAGCCCAUGGAUCUGUUCUACCCAAACAAAGAGGAACACCUUGAUACCGAACCCCCUGAUGACCAAAUCCAGAGCUGGCCAUCCGUUUUCAACGUGUCUGCACUGGAGCCGGCUCCAGCUUCUAAGACGCCGCUAGAAGAAGCUGCUCUUCAUCCCAUGGACCAUCACUUCCUGGUGGAUUCGGAAUGCCAGGACAUUAAGGUGCAGGAUGAGAAUGACAGCCCAUCUGCACCCAAACAACAAGUCAGAAUACUCAUGGAAACAUUUUUUCCACCAAAAUGUGACGGUCUGACUGAGGAUCAGCAUGACAGCCAAGGCUCUGCCAAGGAAAACGCACAACCUGUGAGCCAUGACACCCAGAGUCCAAAAGAAGAAGUCCUGGUCUCUCCGGUACUCCGUCACAGGAAGAGACCUCAGUCCUCACAGCCCACGGACAACAGCAUGGACAUGGCAGCCUUUUCCACAAAACAUUACAUGGAGGACUCUGAAUCUUGCUGGAGUGAGAGCUGGGAGGCGUAUUUCCUGUUCGUAUCAUGGCUGCUGCUCUACUGUUUCUGGAUGCUGCCGUGGACGGACGCCACCCGUUGACCUGCUGGCUGAUCAGCAUCAAGCACUGAACACACACUUUAUAACACACACACUUCCUGUACAUGUUGAGGAAACGUGCAUAUUUCACUCACACAGCACAACAACCCACACCUGCAUUAAUCGUUAUGGUAGUGAUGAAUACCAUCUUUACAUGGUUAUUAUUACUAUUACUAUUAUUAUUAUUAUUAUUAGGCAUGCACCGUACCUUUUUCUUUUUAACCCAUAACUUACUUCCUGCUUGUCAAGACCCAUGACCUAUGACCUAUGACCCAGAACUCUUUCUUUGUACUUUGUACACGGCUGGAGGUAAGAAGUACUGGAACUAGUUAGGAUGGGAUUCAUUAGUGAAAUCAUCAUGGAAUACCAUGACAUGACUACUACUGUACUACUAUCAUGGAAUACCAUGACAUGACUACUUUCCGACUAUCAUGGAAUACCAUGACAUGACUACUACACUACUAUCAUGGAAUACCAUGACAUGACUACUACUGUACUACUAUCAUGGAAUACCAUGACAUAACUACUACUGUACUACAAGCAUGGAAUACCAUGACAUGACUACUACUAUACUACUAUUAUGGAAUACCAUGACAUGACUACUAGUAUAUGAUUACUACUGUCAUGAAAUACAAUGACAUGACUACUACUACAUGACUACUAUCGUAAAAUACAAUGACAUGACUACUAGUACAUGACUACUACUAUCAUGAAAUACCAUGACAUGACUACUACUACAUGACUACUACUAUCAUGUAAUACCAUGACAUGACUACAAGUACAUGACUACCACUAUCAUGAAAUACCAUGACAUGACUACAAGUACAUGACUACUACUAUCAUGAAAUACAAUGACAUGACUACUACUACAUGACUACUAUCGUAAAAUACCAUGACAUGACUACUAGUACAUGACUACUACUAUCAUGAAAUACCAUGACAUGACUACAAGUACAUGACUACUACUAUCAUGAAAUACCAUGACAUGACUACAAGUACAUGACAACUACUAUCAUGAAAUACCAUGACAUGACUACUAGUACAUGACUGCUGCUAUCAUGAAAUACCAUGACAUGACUACUACUAUCAUGAAAUACCAUGCAUGACUACGAGUACAUGACUACUACUAUCAUGAAAUACCAUGGCAUGACUACUAGUACAUGACUGCUACUAUCAUGAAAUACCAUGCAUGACUACUAGUACAUGACUACUACUAUCAUGAAAUACCAUGACAUGACUACUACUACAUGACUACUACCAUCAUGUAAUACCAUGACAUGACUACUACUACAUGACUACUACUACAUGACUACUAGUACAUGAGUACUACCAGGAGAACCAGAGUAUAGAGGGGGAGCAGCCACCUGCUGUGGCCCACCAAGGUGCACCGUAUUGGGGCAGGGAGCCCUAGAGGUCUCUGGCAAAGCUUUUGCACGUUUCCAAGGUUUCAGGUGACUAAUGAGUGUUUGGUCCAAAAAGUAAGGGAAAUGUCUUCCUGGGAAGGUGGAUGUUUGUUUCCAAGUGAACUGGGGGGGUCGGGGAGUGUUCUUUCAAACGAUGGGUUAUCAGAACCCUAUGUUAGCAUAUGGCUUUCAUGUCAUAGUUCCCUCAUAUCCGUCCAUAGUUAUGAUUAUUAUUAUGAAUAUGAUAAUAUCCACCCUUGGCCAUCUCUGUGUGGAGUUUGCAUGUUCUCCCCGUGCAUGCAUGUUUUUUCUCCGGGUACUCCGGUUUCCUCCCACAUUCCAAAAACAUGCUAGGUUAAUCGGCCAGUCCAAAUUGAAUGUGAGUGUGAAUGGUUGUUUGUCUAUAUGUGCUCUGUGAUUGGCUGGCCCCCAGUCCAGUGUGUACCCCGCUUCUCGCCUGAAGACAGCUGGGAUAGGCUCCAGCACCCCCCGCGACCCUUGUGAGAAAAAGCGGUAGAAAAUGAAUGAAUAUGAUAAUAUUAGCUUUUACUGUCACAUAAAGUCCAAAGUUUUGCAGACAUCAGGGAAACUCCUGUUGCAAAAUAAUUACUCAGGAUUCUGCUCUUAUUUCCAUGAAAGUACUUUAGUAAUAGUAGUAGUAGUAUUUUGCAAAGAAAAUGAAAUGAUUGAGAAGAAGAGAAUAAAAAGAUAUGUUUAUGUAUGUACAGUAAAUGGAGAGCAUGCUUGCAUCACUUUGCUAUUUUUACUAUAAAUGCUGCGUCUUGGUGGGUUAUAUACAAAUAUUUGAUAUGAAAUAUAUUCUAGUAGACAAAACAGCUGAAACCUUGAAGUCAUCACGUAACUGUCAUUGAUUGAUUGAUUGGUUGGUUCAUGAUGAUUAAUCAUUCAAUGUUUCAUGAGCUCAGGCUUUUGUGCUGUGGCCUUCUUCCACACCAAACUCGCCAAGCAUGCCUUGAUGGAAGUGAAGUCAUUUUCGGAAGCAAAAAAAGGAAGAACUCUGUACUUUUUCAACCAUCCCGAUGAGUGCAGACCACACCCCCACACCCAUCAAUACCCAAUCAGUAAAGUACACACGCACACAUUCAAAUACUACAUGCAAUUACUUCAUUUACCACGGUGUUGAAAAACUUGAUUGUUUAUGUCACUUUACUCACAUUUCAUCAAGUGUACUGAGACUCCUGAUUGGCUCCUCUAAAUCUAUUGGUAUCCAAGCCUCCUGAUUGGCUCCUCGUCUAAAUCUACUGGUAUCUUAGCCUCCUGAUUGGCUCCUCGUCUAAAUCUAUUUUUAUCCUAGCCUCCUGAUUGGCUCCUCGUUUAAAUCAACUGGUAUCCUAGCCUCCUGGUUGGCUCCUCUAGAUCUACUGGUCCUAGCCUCCUGAUUGGCUCCUCGUCUAAAUCUAUUUGUAUCCUAGCCUCCUGAUUGGCUUUUCGUCUAAAUCAACUGGUAUCCUAGACUCUUGAUUGGCUCCUCUAGAUCUACUGGUUCUAGCCUCCUGAUUGGCUCCUCCAGAUCUACUGGUCCUAGCCUCAUGAUUGGCUCCUCUAGAUCUACUGGUAUCCGAGCCUCCUGAUUGGCUCCUUGUCUAAAUCUACUGGUAUCCUAGCCUCCUGAUUGGUUCCUCUAGAUCUACUGGUAUCCUAGCCUCCUGAUUGGCUCCACAUCUAAAUCUACUGGUAUCCUAGCCUCCUGAUUGGCUCCUUGUCUAAAUCUACUGGUAUCCUAGCCUCCUGAUUGGCUCCUCGUCUAAAUCAACUGGUAUCCUAGACUCUUGAUUGGCUCCUCUAGAUCUACUGGUAUCCUAGAUUCUUGAUUGGCUCCUCUAGAUCUACUGGUCCUAGCCUCCUGAUUGGCUCCUCGUCUAAAUCUACUGGUAUCCUAGCCUCCUGAUUGGCUCCUCGUCUAAAUCUAUUUGUAUCCUAGCCUCCUGAUUGGCUCCUCGUCUAAAUCUAUUUGUAUCCUAGACUCCUGAUUGGCUCCUCUAGAUCUACUGGUCCUAGCCUCCUGAUUGGCUCCUCGUCUAAAUCUAUUUGUAUCCUAGACUCCUGACUGGCUCCUCUAGAUCUACUGGUCCGAGCCUCCUGAUUGGCUCCUCGUCUAAAUCUACUGGUAUCCUAGCCUCCUGAUUGGCUCCUUGUCUAAAUCUACUGGUAUCCUAGCCUCAUGAUUGGCUCCUCUAAAGCUACUGGUAUCCUAGCCUCCUGAUUGGCUGUUGAUCUAAACUAUUUGCAUGAAUGUUUUGAAGCUUCACAUGAAGGAACGGGACUGAGUAGAAUAAGAAAAGUACUUCAUGAGUCAGUAUUAGCACUUGAAUGUUGUGUUUCCAUGCAGUUUGCUCACGCUAACAAGGUGUUUUUAAUGAAUGCUUUGUGUAUUUGUACAUGUGCACUGUUGUUCUUUUCUACUUGAUUUACCACAGUGGCUUCAAAGUAAAAGACCCUUCACAACAAAAGCCCGGUUGUCUUCAUUGCUUCCAUGACUACCUGGUGUCUACCUAGGGGUGUCCUAACUUUGUCCUAACAGGCAAGGGUGCAGGAUACGUUCAUAUUUUUGAAUAUACUUCAGGAAAAGUUUCG